Molecule: messenger RNA, 1374 nt
Organism: Penicillium daleae
Lineage: Eukaryota; Fungi; Ascomycota; Eurotiomycetes; Eurotiales; Aspergillaceae
Exons: 2
Coding region: 1-1374 (457 amino acids)
Source: RefSeq, a predicted model, not a curated record
AUGCAACCAAAUCACUGCGACCUUCUUGGUCAGGUGCGCGAGCCUAGAGCCGCAAGUCAAAUGAUGCGCGAUGGCCAGCCGCGCGACCAACAUGGCCACGGUGGUCAGCCCCGGUCGUCUGGUGCAAGACCCAUGAGAUCAGAGGACUCUUGGAUCGAAGUAUCAUCCCAGCCCUCCUCCUCAUCUCUGUCCUCAGCCGCGACAAACGACGAUAUUAUCACGACGGGACUCCGGGUGGAACAUCGCGAGGCAGGCAUGUAUCAGCACCGCAGUCGUCGACGGCGCAUGCAGCAUCUGGCGGCCGUGGCCACCGCGCAAGUGGAUUAUUCGUCGCAGGAGGCUAGUCUGGCGAGUAGUAGCCAGGAGGAAUAUGAAGAGAGUGAAAGCGAGUCAGACCCGCCGAUGAGCAGCUCGAACGAAGAUAUCAACCGACCCGCCCGGUCUUCAUUGCUGCCGAUGCCCCCUUCGCCCCACUCCGACGAAGCCGAUAGUGACGAUGAAGACGAUACCUCUACUGCCUUGGGAAUGGGCAUCAGUCCAUCACCGUUUGUCCCACAACCGAACGUUUUCUCCCAUCCACCUCCCAGGUCCGACCCAUCAUGGACUCGUCCCACCGAAUCUGGACGCUCCCAGCCCAGCGUCUUAUCAAACUCCAGCCGGCGCACUACGAUCCGUCGAGAAUCCUACCCAAGCACACGAGGAUCUCGUCGAUCCCAACAGUCCCAGCACAGCCCUUACAACAUGAUCUCGCCUUCUCAUCACGCGGACCACGAUGCCGCUCUCCGCGCCAGUCUCUCCACUCUGUUAUCUUGUGCAGCCGCCGCCCGCGGACUCCCAAAGACCGAAUCUCCGCGCCUGCAAACCGGUCCUCCCUCAUCUGCAGCCCCGCCAGCAUCGUUCCGGCUGGUCGGCGAAUCUGUCGCAAUGGGCGAUGAAGACAGCGGCGAAGAAGGCCCAUCCUCGCCCCAAUAUAUGGAGACCAGCCCCUCAGUGGGUCCGCCCCGCCGCAGACACCCCACGACUCCAACCGGCCCAUCUGUCUCCAAAGCAAAACGUCGAUCCGCUUCUCCCAAAGACCGCAGUGUAGCGAAAAAGAGUCGUCGCGCCAGCCUGUCCGAGUCAACGGCUCCCGUCAGUCCCACUGUCAUGACGUGGGUCAUCAGUGCGGGCGUCGUCGUGCUGUUCUCUGCCAUCAGCUUUUCGGCCGGAUACAUGCUUGGCCGGGAAGUUGGACGGGCUGAGAUGGGCAUGAUGGGAGAUGGCAGCGUCCCCGCAGCACGAUCGUCAGCUGCCUGUGGACAGGAAGCGGUGCGAGGCGGUCUCAAGAGACUCCGUUGGGGCACUGCUGCCGCUGGAUCAGCUAGCUUGGCUUGA